AACGAGCAUGCCACAUUUUCUCCGAUGUACCUAAUGGACAAAAAUAAUUAAAAUGUUAGAAAUCUCGGUGAUUGGAAUGCUUCAACAUAUUCUGAUUUGUACAACUCGAGACCGUUCGACUACCUGUAGGAUUGCAUCAAGCGCGUGAGGGAGGCGGUGAUGCCCAGGAGGUAAUGCGCAUUAGUAUAAUGUGACACCAUUCGGGUUUUUUUGCACUCGAACGGAGGUUUCUGUGCACAUCGUGCACAUCUGUACCCGGUGAAUAUAAGCUAAUGGAACCACCGUAAUCUCAAGGAGAGCAGACGGCACGUUGUUUUCGAACAGGCGUUGGGAUGCUCUGCGUUUAUCCUUCAAACCCAGUUGAAGAUGUACAGAACACGGGGACAUUUCCAGCAAUAUACGCAUACCUGUACCAUCCAAGCUCCGUCUGAAUGGCAAUACAUGAAUGUUUGAAUUCGUGAAAUCAUAUGGCAAUAGUUUUUGCACCUGAUGCAAAGCAAUCCGCAAUCGAUCGAAUAAAUGAUCAUUCCUGCAUGAGUGUGCAGAGUGACUAAUCGCACCUGGACUACAAUAAGACAGGAUGGAGACGAAUCAGACACGCGUUUUGAUCGUUGGCUUUGAGCUACCAGUAAGCGCUCUGUAGUAAAGUUGCAGUGGCCGAACUACAGGUGCUUUAUGAAGAUCAGGACACAAUCGUUAGUUUGCCCUCGCAGAAAUGCCAGUGCGUGCUGUGACUUCCAGGUUCAUGUACAGGGGACUUUGCUCAAUUCCAGAUAUCCUCUCCUACAGGACUCCCGUCAGCCUCCCCGAGGAUGAAGUGGAGGAGAUCCGUGAAGCCUUUAAGGUGUUUGACCGUGAUGGGAAUGGAUUCAUCUCAAAACAGGAGCUAGGAGUGGCCAUGCGGUCUCUUGGUUACAUGCCAAAUGAAGUGGAGCUGGAGGUGAUCAUUCAGAGACUGGACAUGGAUGGAGAUGGUCAGGUUGACUUUGAAGAGUUCGUAGCACUUCUCGGACCAAAAUUGUCUUCAGCUGGUAUGCCUGACAGAUUCCAUGGAGCCGAGUUUGACUCCAUAUUCUGGAAGUGUGACAUGCAAAAGCUGACUGUGGAUGAGCUGAAGAGACUGCUGUAUGACACCUUCUGUGACCAUUUGACUAUGAAAGACAUCGAGAACAUCAUCAUGACUGAGGAGAGUCACUUAAACAGCCCAGAGUGCCAAGUCGAUAUUGACACAAGUCCCAUGCAACAAGUCAAGCACACCUGUGUGCGUAAGAGCUUGAUUUGUGCCUUCGCCAUUGCAUUCAUCAUCAGCGUCAUGCUCAUCGCAGCCAAUCAGAUGCUUCGAAGGGGAAUGAAAUGAACAGUUCUCUUUCUAAGACAAUGAAUGACUGACAAAAGGAAACAAGGUAAAAAUGCAAAAAAGUCCACUAAUUUUACUAGCUUCUAACGGUCACAGUUUUACAGAAACACCAAAGGCUGCACUUUCAUUCUACUAUAAACUCAAGGUAAAGACAGACUGUUGUUAGACAGACAAAAGGACAAUUAAGUCCAAAACAACAUAGUUAUUCUUUUCAUUAUACUAUAUUAAUGAUCAUUGUCCUAUAAAAUAUGACAUUUUUCUUUGGCUAUGUUACAAAGUAGACAUCUAUUAUAAUGUAGCACAUCAUACUUAUUGUAUUGUACAGUUAUAAUCCACAUUCUAUCAAUAUCAUGUCAGGGUCAUUAUAU
Molecule: messenger RNA, 1725 nt
Organism: Onychostoma macrolepis
Lineage: Eukaryota; Metazoa; Chordata; Actinopteri; Cypriniformes; Cyprinidae
Gene: cabp7b
Product: calcium binding protein 7b
Exons: 5
Coding region: 716-1357 (213 amino acids)
Molecular function (GO): calcium ion binding
Source: RefSeq, a predicted model, not a curated record